Bactrocera neohumeralis is the source of this 2141-nucleotide messenger RNA. RefSeq lists its product as uncharacterized. The record is from RefSeq and is a predicted model, not a curated record. Lineage: Eukaryota; Metazoa; Arthropoda; Insecta; Diptera; Tephritidae. Gene Ontology annotation, cellular component: membrane. The coding region runs from base 101 to 1789 and encodes 562 amino acids. The transcript is spliced from 9 exons. Gene Ontology annotation, molecular function: ligand-gated sodium channel activity. Gene Ontology annotation, biological process: sodium ion transmembrane transport.
ACUAUUUGUAUAAAUACGACAUGAGCUCAUUCUCGCUUAGUUGGUGGACUCCAACGAAUAAACGUAGCAUUUAUAGUUCUGCGGUCAUUCAUUACAUAUCAUGUUGCGCCGUUGCACAUUGUCACGUAAAUCUGUUUACCAAAUAUUAAAGUUUUCCUUUGUAAAGUGCUGGCAUGGAUUGGUUAACUGCUAUUUGUAUUCGCGCAAAGCAGGUGCCUGUAUCGCAGAGAGGAUGCACGAUUUCGGCACCGAUCUCGGUGAAGAAACCGGUAUACUGGCUAUAAGUUUGAUAGCAAAUCGUAGACUACAUGCACUUGAGCGUUUUCUCUGGGUUGCCAUAGUGCUCGCAUCCAUAUUCGCCGCCUUACGUUUAAGUGGCGUUCAAGUGAGACGUUACUUACAUUCGCCGACUGUCAUCUCAGUGGAUCGAGAUUAUCGCGGUUGGCAUGGUCCAUUGCCAGCGGUAACGCUUUGCUAUUACGAUCAUAUAGAUUCAUUCAAAGCGAAUGAGUAUAUACAGGAUAACUGGAAUAUUUCCAUUGUGGAUAAUGAUUAUUUCUACUUCAUGGAUUUUCUCUAUGCAGUGGUUAAUGCGACGGCUAGCAAUUAUGCUGAUCUAGCGCGUUUCGCCGAAGACGAACGUUUCGAUAAUGUGGAUCUGGCGGAGGUGGUGCAUGCGAUCGAUAAACCUUUCGAACAAACUUUGACUAGCUUUGAUAAGAAGAAUUCAACAAUACAAAUACGACCAGUUAUGACAGAGCGUGGUUACUGUUAUGCAAUAAACUCACCUAUGUCGGAAAUCUUAGCUGGGAGAAAUAUUGAGUAUAAAGACGUUGUACAACCGCUUACCUGUGAGUAUGGCAAGCAGUCGUGCUUCAUCAAAAUGGACUUGUACGAAAGUACGGGCACGGUCGAUAUCCAUUCACCUUUUGAGGUUUCCGCAAGCGAUGCGAACAUCAUAGCCUUACACAAAUCGGAUGAGAUUACCGCUUCCUUCAAAGUGCUAGAAACGGUCGCAUCGAAUAAUUUGCGUGAUCUACAAGUGGAUCAAAGAAAGUGUGUGUUUUACGACGAAGAGACAUCGCAACUAAAGGUUUACAGCAAAACUCUAUGUUUAGUGCGUUGUCGCGCUGUUAUGGCUCUGGAAAUGUGUAACUGUGUACCGUUCUUCUAUGCUUUUGUGGAGGGUCCCAGUUGUAAUCCUGCCGGCUUCGAGUGUCUGCUCGAUUUCAAAUGGCCCAUUUGGGCUUUGCAUAUUUGCAAGUGUCCAAGUACAUGUACAGAAAUCGAAUACACUGUGCAGACAGUGAAAAAGAGCUAUUGGGGCGUUAAAAUGAAUGAUGAAAUCGCCACUACAGAUGUGGCUACAUCCAGCUUCCGUUGGGAUGUGAUACCACCGAAAGUGCGUAUGAGGCGUGAUGUCGUCUUUAGUUUUGAAGACUUACUAGUCUCAUUUGGCGGCACUUUGGCGCUGUUCUUCGGUUUUAGUCAAAUAUCUGUCGUUCGUAUUGGCUAUGUGCUCACCUAUCACGUGAUUUUGGCAAUUGUGGAGUUAUUACGUAGCUUAAAAAAUGUCUGUGGAAAGAGUUUACACAAUAUUAAACGGAAGCGAAAUGGAAAUCAAAUUUUACUGGUACAGGAAAAGUCAAAGCCUUCUUUUCGUCUUUUUAAAAAGCAUCCGCAGUUGAUCGCGAUGCAUGAGACCUUGUCAAAAGAUGAUAAUGCUAGUGAUUAUAAUGGCCCAACUGAUGUUAGUAUUGAUAAACCCGAAUUCGAGUAUGUAAACUGAGAGGAUAUGAAAAGUUGGAGCUCGUUCUCGAAGGAAGUUCUUUUGCUUUCGGCGUUGUUAUCAAAUUCUUGUUAUCUUAAUUUGUAGUGUUUGUUGCUUCAAGGGCUUUUGAAAUUUAUGUAACAAAUUUUUUACACAUAAUUGUAGCAUCUACGUUAUAUUUACGUCACAAUACUUAUUAAUAAUGGAUUAUAUUUCAUUUAUUCAGUUCAAAACCACAAAUAUGUUAAGGCUGCAAAUACACUGUGUUUAGCUGCUUUGCUCGCAAAUGAUACUUAUCUAUGGUACAUUAUCUACAAGUAUAUACUAUAUUAUUUAUACACUGAUUGAAAUAUUAAACAAUUUCAUCAUA